AUGCUGGGGGACCCCCGGCCCGUGCAGCUCCCCGCUGCCAGGGGCACUCUGAGCACCCAGCCCCCCCCCCCCCCCCCCCCCCCCCCCCCCCCCCCCCCCCCCCCCCCCCCCCCCCCCCCCCCCCCCCCCCCCCCCCCCCCCCCCCCCCCCCCCCCCCCCCCCCCCCCCCCCCCCCCCCCCCCCCCCCCCCCCCCCCCCCCCCCCCCCCCCCCCCCCCCCCCCCCCCCCCCCCCCCCCCCCCCCCCCCCCCCCCCCCCCCCCCCCCCCCCCCCCCCCCCCCCCCCCCCCCCCCCCCCCCCCCCCCCCCCCCCCCCCCCCCCCCCCCCCCCCCCCCCCCCCCCCCCCCCCCCCCCCCCCCCCCCCCCCCCCCCCCCCCCCCCCCCCCCCCCCCCCCCCCCCCCCCCCCCCCCCCCCCCCCCCCCCCCCCCCCCCCCCCCCCCCCCCCCCCCCCCCCCCCCCCCCCCCCCCCCCCCCCCCCCCCCCCCCCCCCCCCCCCCCCCCCCCCCCCCCCCCCCCCCCCCCCCCCCCCCCCCCCCCCCCCCCCCCCCCCCCCCCCCCCCCCCCCCCCCCCCCCCCCCCCCCCCCCCCCCCCCCCCCCCCCCCCCCCCCCCCCCCCCCCCCCCCCCCCCCCCCCCCCCCCCCCCCCCCCCCCCCCCCCCCCCCCCCCCCCCCCCCCCCCCCCCCCCCCCCCCCCCCCCCCCCCCCCCCCCCCCCCCCCCCCCCCCCCCCCCCCCCCCCCCCCCCCCCCCCCCCCCCCCCCCCCCCCCCCCCCCCCCCCCCCCCCCCCCCCCCCCCCCCCCCCCCCCCCCCCCCCCCCCCCCCCCCCCCCCCCCCCCCCCCCCCCCCCCCCCCCCCCCCCCCCCCCCCCCCCCCCCCCCCCCCCCCCCCCCCCCCCCCCCCCCCCCCCCCCCCCCCCCCCCCCCCCCCCCCCCCCCCCCCCCCCCCCCCCCCCCCCCCCCCCCCCCCCCCCCCCCCCCCCCCCCCCCCCCCCCCCCCCCCCCCCCCCCCCCCCCCCCCCCCCCCCCCCCCCCCCCCCCCCCCCCCCCCCCCCCCCCCCCCCCCCCCCCCCCCCCCCCCCCCCCCCCCCCCCCCCCCCCCCCCCCCCCCCCCCCCCCCCCCCCCCCCCCCCCCCCCCCCCCCCCCCCCCCCCCCCCCCCCCCCCCCCCCCCCCCCCCCCCCCCCCCCCCCCCCCCCCCCCCCCCCCCCCCCCCCCCCCCCCCCCCCCCCCCCCCCCCCCCCCCCCCCCCCCCCCCCCCCCCCCCCCCCCCCCCCCCCCCCCCCCCCCCCCCCCCCCCCCCCCCCCCCCCCCCCCCCCCCCCCCCCCCCCCCCCCCCCCCCCCCCCCCCCCCCCCCCCCCCCCCCCCCCCCCCCCCCCCCCCCCCCCCCCCCCCCCCCCCCCCCCCCCCCCCCCCCCCCCCCCCCCCCCCCCCCCCCCCCCCCCCCCCCCCCCCCCCCCCCCCCCCCCCCCCCCCCCCCCCCCCCCCCCCCCCCCCCCCCCCCCCCCCCCCCCCCCCCCCCCCCCCCCCCCCCCCCCCCCCCCCCCCCCCCCCCCCCCCC
Molecule: messenger RNA, 1557 nt
Organism: Ficedula albicollis (Collared flycatcher)
Lineage: Eukaryota; Metazoa; Chordata; Aves; Passeriformes; Muscicapidae
Product: basic proline-rich protein-like
Exons: 2
Source: RefSeq, a predicted model, not a curated record